This is a messenger RNA of Camellia sinensis, 833 nucleotides long. Lineage: Eukaryota; Viridiplantae; Streptophyta; Magnoliopsida; Ericales; Theaceae. The record is from RefSeq and is a predicted model, not a curated record.
CUAACUUAGAUUCUAAUCUCUCUAUCUUUUUAGACUUGAAAUCUUUAGAUAUGGAGGAAGAGAAAGAAGACGAGUCCUCCUCCCUAAGAAGAGUUUCUGAGGAUGACCGGGAAUCCGAAACAGCUUCUUCUAAGGCCAGCACCUCAGAUUCAGACGCUCAACAAAAUCAAAAAUCCGGUCAAUGGCGCGGGUUCUUCCGUAAAUUGAAAAAAGGACCAGCAGUGGGCUUGCAUACCUUCCAUCCUAGCAUACAUAACAUCAGAAUGCUUGCCACUAAAAAAAGCAGAAACGCAAGACAGAGCUUGCCUGUGCUGGAGGAACCAACUUUAGAUCCUGAAUUGUAUUGCUUCAAGUCAACCUGGAAGAAUUUCUCACUUCCAGAGCUUGAAACUGCAACCGAAAAUUUCAGCCGUGAGAAUGUGAUUGGGGAGGGAGGUUAUUCUGAAGUUUACAAGGGACAUUUGGAAGAUGGGCAACUUGUUGCAAUAAAAAGACUGACCAGGGGAUCCCCAGAAGAGAUGACUGCGGACUUCUUAUCCGAGCUUGGGAUUUUAGUCCACGUCAACCAUCCCAAUAUUGCUAAUGUUAUUGGGUAUGGGGUUGAAGGAGGAAUGCACCUCGUUCUUCAUUUGUCUCCCCACGGGAGCUUAGCAUCAUUGCUUACAGGUGCUAAGGAGAAACUAGAAUGGGGCAUCAGGUAUAAGAUUGCACUAGGCACAGCCGAGGGCCUUUCAUACCUUCAUGAGGGGUGUCAGCGAAGAAUUAUCCAUAGAGACAUCAAGGCUGCUAACGUUCUGCUUCGAGAGGAUUUUGAGCCUCAGGUAUCUCUUUGA